Nezara viridula (southern green stink bug) is the source of this 507-nucleotide messenger RNA. Lineage: Eukaryota; Metazoa; Arthropoda; Insecta; Hemiptera; Pentatomidae. The record is from the annotation of a GenBank genome assembly.
AUGGUUAAUAUGAGAGAGCCACUUCAAGCUGAAGGAGAUAUUGAAGUCCCUACUGAUGAUCACUGGUUUGAAUCAGACGAAGAAACAACCGAUGAGGAAUCAUGCAUCGGAGAGCCACUUCCAGCUGGAGGAGAUGUUGGGAUACCGACUGAUGAUGACACGUUGAUAUCUGACGAUGAAAUGAUCGAGGAGGAACAUUGGACCAUAAGAGAGCUAGAAUUACCAUCCAGUUUUCUCACGUCUGAUGACGAAGUGGUAUCAGAAAUGAGGACUUUGAUUUCUACCUUGGAGAGGAAACAUCUACCAAUCAACGAAUUAUCCUCACCAACAAAUGGUCCUCAUGAUCCUGAAGAAAAAAUCACCGUUGAGGACCCCAUUUUUUACAUGGAUAAAGAAACGAGAGAUAGGUUCAUCGAACUAAGGGAAAGAUACAAAAAGCAGUUGAACCUUGACGAUGACAUGAAGUUGUAGGACCAUGGACCUGAAGAAAUCUAAUUUCGAAAUAAG